AUGGCGAUCCGCGGCCCGGACGCGGCCUCCUUCUUCCCGCUCACGCUGCUCUUCUCCCUCGGCUUCUUCUGCGCCCGCUUCGUCCUCGACCGCCUCGUCUACAAGCCGUUGGCGGUGUACCUUUUCACUAGCAAGGCUUCAAAGUUGGCGAAUGAUGAGGCCAGGCAAGCAAAGAUUGUCAAGUUCUCAGAGUCUACUUGGAAGCUCACGUACUAUGCUUCUGUCCAGGCGUGGGUCCUCUUGAUAAUAAAGCAGGAACCGUGGUCGUUAGACACAAUGCAGUACUUCGAUGGCUGGCCGAGUCAACCCAUUCCGUCCUCGUUGAGACUUUUCUACAUGUGCCAGUGUGGGUUUUAUAUCUACAGCAUUUUUGCUCUUAUUGCUUGGGAAACACGCAGAAAAGAUUUUGCUGUGAUGAUGUCUCAUCAUGUAGUAACAUCUGUUCUUAUUGGAUAUGCAUUUCUGACUGGAUUUUUUCGAAUCGGGACAAUUAUUCUUGCUUUGCAUGACGCGAGUGAUGUGUUCCUUGAGACUGCCAAAUUGUGCAAGUACACAGAAAAAGAACUAGCAGCUAGCUUGUUUUUUGGGCUUUUUGCUCUAUCCUGGCUCCUAUUGCGUCUGAUUUACUUCCCAUUUUGGAUAAUCAAAACCUCAAGCUACCAGUCCAUCAUAUCCUUGAGGAAGCUGGAUAGAUUCCCAACGACCUUGUACUACAUUUUUAACACAAUGCUUCUCACAUUGCUUGUGUUUCAUAUGUAUUGGGGGAAACUCAUAUUUUUAAUGAUAAUGAGACAAUUGAAUAAUAAGGGAAAAGUUGGGGAGGAUGUUCGAUCAGAUUCAGAGGAUGACGACUGAUGGGGGUUAUUUCUUUGACAACUGUGGUGGGACCUAUCUUUGCUGAUACCUUCCUUGCCAACUCACAAAGUAGAUUGUGUUGGUCUUGGCAAGCUUGUACGAAGAAAGUUUCAUUUCUGUAUAUUGCCUUGUGAUAUCAAAGAUUGCUAGAUCAAGAAACUGAGAAGGUUCUAUAUAUAGCGGGUAUAGCUUGCAACUUACUUGAAGGUCCCUUCAUAAUUUUCGGUUCAUCUUUUUUCUUAGUAGAAAAGGCUUAAGAGGUCGUUUCCUGUAGCUUUUCCCCAAAGCUUGGAGACUCCUCUGUACCAUGAUUUGUAUACUUUUGACUAUGAGUAGGUUUAGAUCUAAUUCUUGGGAAUAAAUUGAUUUUUUUACCGGGAGUUAAUCACACAUGUCUUA
Messenger RNA from Lolium rigidum, 1254 nucleotides. Its product is annotated as ASC1-like protein 3. Gene Ontology annotation, molecular function: sphingosine N-acyltransferase activity. The record is from RefSeq and is a predicted model, not a curated record. Lineage: Eukaryota; Viridiplantae; Streptophyta; Magnoliopsida; Poales; Poaceae. Gene Ontology annotation, biological process: ceramide biosynthetic process. The transcript is spliced from 6 exons. The coding region runs from base 1 to 855 and encodes 284 amino acids. Gene Ontology annotation, cellular component: membrane; endoplasmic reticulum.